AUGACUACAAUACCGCCAAGAGGAACUUUUAGCGAUCCAUAUACAGCUGGUGAUUAUGUUCCAAAACCAAAUGAGACACAAAGAAAUUUGAGAUAUGGGCAAUUGGGUGUUGGAGCAAAUGUUCCUGAACCAUAUGAAGACUUUCAUGAAGUACCUGGAGAGAAUGAAUACGUAAUUCAUGGUGAAGGAAUACCACCCGAAGUUGAAAAUGAACGUCUUGCUAAAUUAAAGAAGGUGUCGAUCGAUUAUGCUCGAGAAGAAAGUGAAAAGGGAAUUGAUCCACGCGAAUCCCAGGCUGCUACUGUUGCAUCAGCAAGAGAUAAAUAUGCAACAGCAAUUGGUCAAGAACGGUUUGAGAAUCCAACAACUCUUAUAUCAAAUAAGAAACUUCCACCUGUUAAUAAAGAUGUGGAUCAAAAACAAUUAGUUGAAGAAUUGAAAGAUGAAACCAGAUCUAGAGAAACAGUAGAAAAUGAGAAGAUGACAAAAAUUCUUGGGGGUGGUCCUGCCGCAAAUGUUCAAUCAGCUAUGAAUAAACUUGAAAGUGUAGUGAACAAAGAAGAAUAA
Messenger RNA from Diversispora eburnea, 567 nucleotides. Lineage: Eukaryota; Fungi; Glomeromycota; Glomeromycetes; Diversisporales; Diversisporaceae. The record is from the annotation of a GenBank genome assembly.